This is a messenger RNA of Pongo pygmaeus (Bornean orangutan), 3144 nucleotides long. Its product is annotated as steroid hormone receptor ERR1-like. The transcript has a single exon. Bases 1101 to 1946 code for a protein of 281 amino acids. Lineage: Eukaryota; Metazoa; Chordata; Mammalia; Primates; Hominidae. The record is from RefSeq and is a predicted model, not a curated record.
GAGUCUCGCUCUGUCGCCCAAGCUGGAGUGCAGUGAUGUGAUCUCGGCUCACUGCAAGCUCCGCCUCCUGGGUUCACGCCAUUCUCCUGCCUCAGCCUCCCAAGUAGCUGGGACUACAGGCGCCCGCCACCACGCCUGGCUAAUUUUUUUUUUGUAUUUUUAGUAGAGACGGGGGUUCACCGUGUUAGCCAGGAUGGUCUCGAUCUCCUGACCUCGUGAUCCACCCGCCUCGGCCUUCCAAAGUGCUGGGAUUACAGGCGUGAGCCAUCACGCCUGGCCAGGAAAUGAUUUUUUAAACCUUGGAGUGGAGAAGGCCUUCUGAAAUGACACAAAGGCUACACAUCAUGAAAUAAAAGAUUUAAACAAAAGACUUCAGAAAAAUUGAUACAAAAAUCAUAAGAAAAUUAAGACACUGAAAAAAUGUAUUUUCAAUACUUAUCACAAGAGCUAAUUUCCUUAUAUGCAUAAAGCUCCUCCAAAUCAGUAAAAAUUGCAUAAUUCUAUAGACACACAGGCUAAAGACAAAUAACAGAUCACAUUUUCAAAUGUUUUGAUCUUUAUCACUAAGUGAUAAAAAGUAUAAAAGUCUCUCCCCCUCCCCCUCCCCCUCCCUCCCGUCUCCCUUAUUGCUUCCAUCUCCUUCUCCUUCUUUCUUCGGUCUCCCUCUGUUGCCGAAGCUGGACUGUACUGCCGUGAUCUCAGCUCGCUGUAACCUCCCUGCCUCGGGCUCCUGUGAUUCUCCUGCGGCAGCCUGCCGAGUGCCUGGGAUUGCAGGUGCGCGCCGCCACACCUUACUGGUUUUUGUAUUUUUGGUGGAGACGGGGUUUCGCCGUGUUGACCGGGCUGGUCUCCAGCUCCUGGCCUCCAGUGAUCUGCCCGCCUCGGCCUCCCGAGGUGCUGGGAUUGCGGACGGAGUCUCGCUCACUCAAUGCUCAAUGUUGCCCAGGCUGGAGUGCAGUGGUGUGAUCUCGGCUCCUUACAACCUCCACCUCCCAGCCGCCUGCCUUGGCCUCCCAAAGUGCUAAGAUUACAGCCUCUGCCCCGCCGCCACCCCGUCUAGGAAGUGAGGAGCGUCUCUGCCUGGCCGCCCAUCGUCUGGGAUGGGCAUGCUCAAGGAGGGAGUGCGCCUGGACUGCGUCCGGGGUGGGCGGCAGAAGUACAAGCGGCGGCCGGAGGUGGACCCACUGCCCUUCCCGGGCCCCUUCCCUGCUGGGCCCCUGGCAGUCGCUGGAGGUCCCCGGAAGACAGCCCCAGUGAAUGCACUGGUGUCUCAUCUGCUGGUGGUUGAGCCUGAGAAGCUCUAUGCCAUGCCUGACCCCGCAGGCCCUGAUGGGCACCUCCCAGCCGUGGCUACCCUCUGUGACCUCUUUGACCGAGAGAUCGUGGUCACCAUCAGCUGGGCCAAGAGCAUCCCAGGCUUCUCAUCGCUGUCGCUGUCUGACCAGAUGUCAGUACUGCAGAGCGUGUGGAUGGAGGUGCUGGUGCUGGGUGUGGCCCAGCGCUCACUGCCACUGCAGGAUGAGCUGGCCUUCGCUGAGGACUUAGUCCUGGAUGAAGAGGGGGCACGGGCAGCUGGCCUGGGGGAACUGGGGGCUGCCCUGCUGCAACUAGUGCGGCGGCUGCAGGCCCUGCGGCUGGAGCGAGAGGAGUAUGUUCUACUGAAGGCCCUGGCCCUUGCCAAUUCAGACUCUGUGCACAUCGAAGAUGCCGAGGCUGUGGAGCAGCUGCGAGAAGCUCUGCACGAGGCCCUGCUGGAGUACGAAGCGGGCCGGGCUGGCCCUGGAGGGGGUGCUGAGCGGCGGCGGGUGGGCAGGCUGCUGCUGGCGCUACCGCUCCUCCACCAGACAGCGGGCAAAGUGCUGGCCCAUUUCUAUGGGGUGAAGCUGGAGGGCAAGGUGCCCAUGCACAAGCUGUUCUUGGAGAUGCUCGAGGCCAUGAUGGACUGAGGCAAGGGGUGGGACUGGUGGGGGUUCUGGCAGGACCUGCCUAGCAUGGGGUCAGCCCCAAGGGCUGGGGUGGAGCUGGGGUCUGGGCAGUGCCACAACCUGCUGGCAGGGCCAGGGCAAUGCCAUCAGCCCCUGGGAGCAGGCCCCACGCCCUCUCCUCCCCCUCCUAGGGGGUGUCAGAAGCUGGGAACGUGUGUCCAGGCUCUGGGCACAGUGCUACCCCUUGCAAGCCAUAACGUGCCCCCAGAGUGUAGGGGGCCUUGCGGAAGCCAUAAGGGGCUGCACGGGAUGUGUGGGAGGCAGAAACCUAUCUCAGGGAGGGAAGGGGAAGGAGGCCACAGUCUCCCAGUGGGUGAUGCUUUUGCUGCUGCUUAAUCCUACCCCCUCUUCAGAGCAGAGUGGAACUUGGAGAGCAAAGGCCCAUGCCCCAUUAGCUCCUCCUCUCAUCAUUUGCAUUGGGCAUUAGUGCCCGCCCUUGAAGCAAUAACUCCAAGCAGACUCCAGCCCCUGGACCCCUGGGGUGGCCAGGGCUUCCCCAUCAGCUCCCAGUGAGCCUCCUCAGGGGGUAGGAGAGCACUGCCUCUAUGCUCUGCAGAGCAAUAACACUAUAUUUAUUUUUGGGUUUGGCCAGGGAGGCGCAGGGACAUGGGGCAAGCCAGGGCCCAGAGCCCUUGGCUGUACAGAGACUCUAUUUUAAUGUAUAUUUGCUGCAAAGAGAAACCGAUUUUGGUUUUGAACCUUUAAUGAGAAAAAAAUAUAUAAUAUCGAGCUCAAAAAAAAAGUAUAAAAGUUUAAAAAAAGACUAUUUCGUUGUAGUUUAUUCCACAUUUGUAUUAUUAAGAGUGAGGUCAAACGUCUCUUUAUGUUUUUUUUAUUUUUUUAUUUUUUGAGACAGGGUCUCACAGUUGCCCAGGCUGGAGUACAGUGGCAUAAUCACGGCUCACUGUAGCCUUGAGCUCCCCAGGCUCAGUUAAUCCUCCUACCUCAACCUCCUGAGUAGCAAAGACUACAGGCUCACACCACCACACCUGGCAAAUUUUUGUAUUUUUCUGUAAAGACAAGGUUUCACCAUGUUGCUCAGGCUGGUCUUGAACUCCGGGACUCAAAGCCAUUUAAUGGCCUUUAAAAACAUAAAGAAGGCUAGGCAUGGUGGUGGCUCACGCCUGUAAUCCCAACAGUUUGGGAGGCCGAGGUGGAU